Magallana angulata is the source of this 2243-nucleotide messenger RNA. RefSeq lists its product as uncharacterized. The transcript has 2 exons. Lineage: Eukaryota; Metazoa; Mollusca; Bivalvia; Ostreida; Ostreidae. Bases 1276 to 1974 code for a protein of 232 amino acids. The record is from RefSeq and is a predicted model, not a curated record.
UAUGUCUUAUAUUUUAGGUUAUAUAUACAACUAAAGUACACUAUUGAAGGAGUCAGAAAGAAUCCAGUUUACCGAGAGCAUGUCUUAUUCCUGAGGCAAAUUAGUCUGUUCACUGCGAUUAAAUAAAUUGAAUUUCUCUCAUAUUGUUAAAAAUAUGUAGACUGAGGUAUAUGAUAAUGAGUUCUGAUUUCAGAACGUGAUUUGAAAGAUUGCAAUUUAAUGCUACUUUACACCAAAGAGCAGUACUGUAAUAUAUCUUAAAUGAUUUUGGAAAUAAAAACUUUUGUAAUAAUUUUACUUGACAAUGUUAUUCAAAAAAUAAGGAGCUUUUAGGUGCAUCAAGAUUUUGUCUGUAAUAAGUUAUUUUUGCUGAAAAUACUGUAGUGAAAUAUUAUGUUUGUAAGAUAAGUUAGAGUAGAAGAAAUCUAAGAGUUUUGUAGGUUGAGAAAUAAGUUGUUUACAUAAUGAAUGUUAAGUACCUCACUACACCGAGACUUAUCAUUUUUAAGAGACUAUGUCAUAAGAUAGCGUUUAAAUGUUUUGUUUAAAUUGUUUUUAUUGAAAGAUUGUGUUGACUAUCACCAUAGCUCAGCGGUUAAAUUAGCGGGCUUGUGAACCACAGAUCAUAAGUUUGAAUCUACCUCGGGUUUACUAUCAAAAUCAAACAAUAUUCUGCUGAUUUGAGAAACUAUUUCCAGGUGUAGUGAGCCACCUUAAAUGUACAGCUUGUUAACAAAUUUACUUGGAUGAGAACUUGGUUACUAAAAUGUUCAAAUACUUUGAGGCUUGAAAGGCUUCUCAGAAGUUUUGAUCACAUGCAAAGCAUAUGCAAUAGAGUACAAUACAGUUGUGUCAGGUAUGCAAUGUGGCCCAUGGGCCUCUUGUUUCAUUAGAAUUCGUGGUGUCUCAAUUUUUGUGGUAUUCGUUGGUAGUCCUUGUCCACAAAUUUACUUCCUCAACGAAAACUUAUUGUAAAAGGUUUGGUUUACCUACUGACAAUGAAAACUGACUCGUUCACAAAAUCACAACCCCAUGAACAAGCAAAAAUCCCGCAUUCCACGAAAAUUGACCCCCACGAAAUUAAAUGAUUCCACAGUAUCCUUACUACUAAACCAUUCGCAUUCUUGCAUUUUGUAUUGUGGUGCAUUAAAUAGAGUGUGAUUCAAUUUGUUUAAUUGGACUUUUUUGAGUAAUGAUAAUUAUUGAUUUGAUAUAAAUUUAUUCUAUCAUGAAUCAAAUUAUUCUCAAAUUAAAUUAACUUUGUUUUCUUGUAGCAUGAGGACCCCAAAUUUCCGAAAGUAUGCCAAUGGAAAGCUGAAUUUAUCAGACACACCAGCUGCAGUCUCUAUUGCCAGAGAGAACAAGGCAAGGGGAUACUGGGGGAAACCAAAGACAGAUGAACAUGUCAGAGCCAUUGCCUUGAGACAUAUUCGCCAGCAGCAUGGAGUAACCAGCAAUGAAGUUGAUGUACUGGGGCAACAUGAACUUCAGUUUGGUACUUAUAGAGGCCAAACUUUUAGGUGGAUUCUGGAAAAUUGCCUUGGAUAUGCGGGAUGGUUGGUCAUGAAAAUGGAAAUGGAGGCAGAAUCCAGCAAGGAGCAACCAAAAGACAACAAAGAACAGACCAUCAACAAACAAAAAUUUCGGAAGUACAUGAUGCACUUUCCUGAGGGACGAGAGGCAGUCAAGAUAAAGAGGGAAACUCAUUCGUCUUUGAAGCAGGCUCCUUCCCCUCAAUCGUCAUCUGUUGGGAAGUCUUCGGAACUGAAGUCCCUGGUGUUAAGCAGCCAUUUGACCCCUCACGCUCUACAGCAUAGGGCCAGGAGACUACUGUCACCGAAGAAAGUUCAGCCUACUAUACCAACAGGCAUGACUGAUAAUGCCCUCCUACAUCAUGUGCUGGAGAUGGAGAAAUCACUUUACAGUAUGUAUCCAGUAUUUACAAGUGAUAUAAUUGUUUUGAUUGAAAUAUAAAUCUCUUGAAUAAGUUUAUUCUAAUAAUAAUCAUUUUAAUAAUCUUCUGAGCUCACCUGAGAAUUUUAAGUAUGCAAGGAAAAUGUAAAAAAUAUUCUCUAAUCAGAUCGACCAGAAUACUUAGAUAAUUAUAUUCAUAUAUAGUGAAGAUUCCAGUCUGUGCAAAUCAUGAACCCUCGGGUAGGAUGGGGCCACAAUGGGGGUAAAAUUUCACACACACAAAUGAAAACAAAAGAAAUGUUUAAUAAUCUUCUACCAAUUUUAGACAA